GUCCCAGUCUGUCGGUGCCUGCCCAUGGUCCCCGCCGCCCCGAGCAUGCUGCGGCUGACCUGCGUGCUACUGCUGCUUCUCGGCCGCGCCGACCCGGCGGCAGUGGACUAUGGUCUGGAAAUAACUAACAAUGGCCCCAUCACAUCAGGAGCUCAAGCUACCAUUCACGCCAGUCUAAGUACGAAGAAUGACAGCGACACGUCGCAUUUGUUUCACUUCAACUGGAUUUAUGCUCCUCUGAUUCUGAUAGAGAAAUCUGAGCAGCGUUUUAGCUCUGUAAUUAAUGUGACCAGUGAAUUUCCUGGGAUUUAUCCUGUAUCUGUCUGGGUCACUCAUAAAAACUGUUGGUUAUGCCGGCCAAUUGCUAGAAAUGUCACCAUGCUUGAGAUUACAGAAUAUAUCACAGGGAAUCUUACCAUUGCCCAGAUAGAAGACAGCAGAAUUACCACACGUGGUUCUAGUUCCAGCAUGGGCUCCAUGACUCGAAUUUCCUUCUGUCUUCACGACCCAAGUAAUUACUUCAAGUCAGCAUCAUUUGUCUACAGCUGGGACUUUGGAGAUGGAGUUUAUCAGAUUACCAAGGAACCCUUUGUCUACUAUAACUGCUCUACCCCGGGGAAUGGCACAGUGCACCUGAAAGUCAUAGCCGAAUGGGAGCAAGUUGGGAGCAUCGUACACGAAAGAGAAACAGUGCAGAAAACUGGGGAUUUUACCACUGCUCUGGAGCUGUUAGAUGCUGUUAAAAGUAUUGAUGUAGUGGGCUCCAGAGAGACUCAUGUAAUGGAAAAUUUGAGUUUAUCUCUUCAUAUCAAUGGCACCCCGCCACUGGCAUUAUGCUGGCUCAUAAAGUCUGAGUGCAUUCCACUUGAAGGUGAGAAAUGCCAUCUGGUGGUGAUUAACGGCUCCUGCUACAAUCUCAGCCAUACCUUCAGUGAUGCUGGACAGUACUGCCUCAGCGUCCGAGUGGAGAAGGGUGUGAUGAUGCUGCAGACCUACCAUGAAAUAGAAGUGCGGCCAACAGGAAUCCACCCAACUUUCUUUGUCCUGCUCUGCAUCACUCUGGCUUCAGGGAUGCUAGGACUGGUGCUCUACACAACCUUUCGAAGUAACACACCACAAAAAGAUCUUGUGGAGGUAGCUGACUUUGACUUCUCUCCACUGUCUGACAAAGACAUGUCUUCUCAUUUGGGGUCAGGCUGUGGCCAGAUAUGUUGCAGAUCAUGUUUUCUUCACUCAUCUCAAGAAGCUGCCAGGGAGAGCCAUGAACUUCUAUAUUCUUUUUACAAGCCACUCAAAACAUACACAGUGUGAAGAGCACAACUACACUUUGGUUGCACUAACUGCCAAGUUUUACUUUCUCACUUAUGAUGAGGUAAAAGCCCAGUGCUGCAUGAACGGUUUGGGUUUAUAAUGCAAUGAGGUUAACCACUUGAAGUCUAGCACUUGAGCAUUUGCUGAACUAAAAAAUAGCAAGGCCUGAAAAGCAGUAAAAGUAGCUUUGUAAUUUUAAAUUUAUAUGGGUGGAUACACUUACAGCUGUAAAUGCAGCAUUUUAUUCUUAUGAAAGCCUGUUUUAUGUGCGGGUUUGCUAAACUCACUACCUCCUGUGAUUUCUCUGUUCCUUCUGCUGUCUGUUUCAAAGAAGAAAAUGCUUAAGACAAAUGUACCUCCUUUUCC
This is a messenger RNA of Dryobates pubescens (Downy woodpecker), 1677 nucleotides long. It is a transcript of the gene TMEM130, whose product is annotated as transmembrane protein 130. The coding region runs from base 25 to 1311 and encodes 428 amino acids. The record is from RefSeq and is a predicted model, not a curated record. The transcript is spliced from 8 exons. Lineage: Eukaryota; Metazoa; Chordata; Aves; Piciformes; Picidae.